This is a messenger RNA of Erythranthe guttata (spotted monkey flower), 1365 nucleotides long. RefSeq names its product alpha-galactosidase 1. Lineage: Eukaryota; Viridiplantae; Streptophyta; Magnoliopsida; Lamiales; Phrymaceae. Gene Ontology annotation, biological process: carbohydrate metabolic process. The record is from RefSeq and is a predicted model, not a curated record. Gene Ontology annotation, molecular function: hydrolase activity, hydrolyzing O-glycosyl compounds. Gene Ontology annotation, cellular component: plant-type cell wall.
CAUCAUCAUAGUUAAUCAUCUGUUAAUCACUGUGUGUACUGUGUGUAAUUAGCAUUCCUUUUUCUUUUCUUUUUUAAAUUAAGUAUGGAGUUAACAUCUGCUCUUGCAUGGCUAACAACAUGUUUGCUUCUAACCCUAACUUCUUCUACCGAUCCUCAAAGCUUAAUUAGCCGACGCAAUCUUCUCGGAAAUGGCCUUGGUUCCACUCCUCCGAUGGGAUGGAGUAGUUGGAAUUAUUUCAACUGUAAGAUUGAUGAAGCAACAAUCAAACAAACAGCUGAUGCUCUCGUCUCGACCGGUCUUGCUAAGCUCGGAUAUAAGUAUGUCAACAUCGAUGAUUGCUGGGCCGAAAGUUCUCGAGAUGACAAGGGUGCUCUAGUGCCUAAGAGAACCACAUUUCCUUCCGGUAUUAAAGUUUUGGCUGACUAUGUUCAUAGCAAGGGACUUAAAUUGGGAAUAUACUCUGAUGCUGGUUUUUACACCUGUAGCAAAGAACAGCCCGGUUCACUCGGGCACGAGGAACAAGACGCCCAAACCUUUGCUUCUUGGGGGAUUGAUUUUUUGAAGUACGACAACUGUAACAAUGAUGGAUCGAGGCCAACACUUCGAUACCCUGUGAUGACGAGAGCUUUGAUGAAAACCAAGCGGCCAAUCUUCUUCAAUCUAUGUGAAUGGGGAGAUAUGCACCCGGCCUUGUGGGGUUAUACGGUUGGAAAUAGCUGGAGAACCACAAACGAUAUUUCCGAUACAUGGGAAAGCAUGGUCUCAAGAGCAGAUCAGAAUGAGGUUUAUGCAGAUUUUGCUAGGCCUGGUGGAUGGAAUGAUCCUGAUAUGCUUGAGGUUGGAAAUGGAGGGAUGACCAAAAACGAAUACAUCGUUCACUUCAGUAUUUGGGCUAUUUCAAAGUCUCCACUCGUAAUCGGCUGCGAUGUGAGAAAUAUAAGUAAAGAAACAAUGGAAAUUAUAGCUAACAAGGAGGUGAUCGCCGUUAACCAAGACAAGCUAGGUGUUCAGGCUAAAAAGGUCAGGAUGGAAGGUGAUUGGGAGGUGUGGGCAGGGCCACUUACGCACGACAGAAUAGCGGUAUUGCUCCUGAACCGUGGAGCGUGGCUCACCUCAAUUACCGCUCACUGGGAAGAUAUAGGCAUCGCUCCGGCGACUACUUUUAAAGCAAGAGAUCUUUGGAAGCACAAGACCCUGAAGCCAAGAUUUACUGGGAAUUUGACAGACUCUGUUGAAGCACAUGCAUGCAAGAUGUUUAUACUGUCACCAGUUUAUUGAUGCCAUGCAUGAAAGUUUAUAUGUAUGCUGUAAUAACUGAUUAAUGAUCUCGAUUUUCUAAUGAAACGACGCUGCUUUGAUAUA